Molecule: messenger RNA, 1060 nt
Organism: Mobula hypostoma (lesser devil ray)
Lineage: Eukaryota; Metazoa; Chordata; Chondrichthyes; Myliobatiformes; Myliobatidae
Gene: crybb2
Product: crystallin, beta B2
Exons: 7
Coding region: 276-935 (219 amino acids)
Biological process (GO): visual perception; lens development in camera-type eye
Molecular function (GO): structural constituent of eye lens
Source: RefSeq, a predicted model, not a curated record
AAGUUUUUGUUACAGUUCCAGCUGUGCUGUAGUUAAGCUUCAGCUAUCCCUACCUCAGGGAGUAGAAUUGCUUAGCUGGUUACGGCCCUGUGUCAAAGGAUGUGGUUUCCCUGAAGUUUGUUCCAGCUAGCCGCUUCAAUCUCUGUAAAUAAAGAUUAUGGAGAGAUGAAGAGGGAAGAUGCGUGUGGAGAGGACUGGCAAACCACCGGAUGGAGUGGACUGGGAUCUGAGGGUUCAAAGGUCGGCAAAGUUCGGAGGAGACCGAUGGUGGAAGAAUGACUACUGACUUUCACAGAAAUACACAUUCAGCAAAAAUGGCAUCUGAACAGAACCCAACACCUAAACAACAACCCACAUCAACUGCUGCCCAUAAGAUUGUUCUGUUUGAGCAAGAGAACUUUCAGGGCCGUUGUCAUGAGCUGAAUGGUCCCUGCCCCAGUUUGAAAGAGGCCGGACUGGAGAAAGUUGGCUCCAUUGUUGUACACAGUGGACCUUGGAUUGGCUAUGAACAGGCUGGCUGCAAGGGUGAACAGUUUGUAUUUGAGAAAGGAGAGUAUCCUCGCUGGGACACUUGGACAAACAGUCGCCGAAGUGACAAUAUUGGUUCCUUCAAACCUGUGAAACUGGAUGGGAACGAGCACAAGAUCAUUCUUUAUGAAAACCCCAACUUCACUGGAAAGAAAAUGGAAAUCAUAGAUGACGAUGUGCCAAGCUUCCAUGCUCAUGGAUACCAGGAGAAAGUGUCAUCCGUUCGUGUUCUGAAUGGAACAUGGGUUGGCUACCAGUACCCAGGCUACAGAGGCUACCAGUAUCUGCUUGAGAAGGAAUACAAGGACAACAGUGAAUUUGGAGCCCAGCAGCCUCAGAUCCAGUCUGUCAGACGUAUUAAGGAUAUGCAGUGGCAUCAGAGGGGCACCUUUCAUCCCACCAACUGAAAAGCACCUCUGCUCUCAUCAUCAAUUUCUCACCAAGUUGCCGCUAAAUUCCUAACCAUGGGUUAAAUGAAUGCUUUCCUACAGUAUUCUGUACGAAUAUGACAGCUGAGCCAAUUCAAUAAAGU